Messenger RNA from Debaryomyces fabryi, 1659 nucleotides. Its product is annotated as metalloendopeptidase. The transcript has a single exon. NCBI's taxonomy places the organism in Eukaryota, Fungi, Ascomycota, Pichiomycetes, Serinales, Debaryomycetaceae. The record is from RefSeq and is a predicted model, not a curated record. The coding region runs from base 1 to 1659 and encodes 552 amino acids.
AUGGUUCUUCAAGGUCGGACUAGCAAUAAACGGACUAAGGCGGUUGAUAAACCAUCUCCAACCGCAAACAUAUCGAAAAUCGGGUCAUUAAAGAGGUUUUCAGACCAAGAGUAUGCGAAUUCUUUAUUACAUCAAGUAGCCAAGCUGGUAGCCCCAAUAUUGCAUAUGAAUAAUUUUAAAGUAGGAACACUCUGCGAGAUGUAUCCUAAAAAUCCUAAUUUAUUGGGACUUAAUGUUAAUCGGGGGCAGAAGAUUUUAAUACGGCUUCGAUACCAUUCGAAUGAUAAACUGUUCUACCCGUUGGGUGAUAUAAUAGGCACCAUGUUGCACGAGUUGACGCAUAAUUUAUACGGUCCUCAUGAUGCCAAAUUUUACAAGUUCUUGGAUGGGCUAAAGAAAGAUUUUGAAAAUAUUCAAUAUGGAACUUUGGCGAAGACGAACUAUGUUUGCGAAGAACAGACACUAGGAGGUAAAUAUAAUCCUAGAGGUGGAUACAUUUCUGUGAGAGAGAAGAGAAUAGCGGUGCUAAGUGCCCAUAAGUUUAAAUCGGAGUCUAGAAAACUAGGCUCUUCGGCAGUAAGUAAUCGAAUGGACAAAUCUAAGAUGCCUACAGAUCCUGCAGCACUUCGCAGAUUAAUCUUGGAGGCCACCGAAAGACGUCUCAAAGACUCAAAGUGGUGUCCUACAGUAGGAGCUGAUACCAAGGAUAUCGAACCUGAUAACGAUGAUUUGGAUAUUGAAAUGGUUGAAGAAGAAGAAGACGAAAAUGGAGAACAAGCCGAGAGUAGGCUGAAACCGCACCAAACGCCGAGUAAGAAAAACUUGCUAGACAAGGAAGAUUCAGAAUACAAAGAAGUUAUAGACUUAACCAACGAAGAAUACGAUGGAAAAUUGAUCGAAGAAGAUGAAAUUAUUGUCAUCGAGGGAUGCGAAAAGGAAACACCUCAAGAAGGCACCACGUCAAUUAUGCAAGUAACCACCACAACUGAUCCUACAAUAAUGAAUGCAAGUAAAUUACGGCUAGCUGAAGACGAAGGAAAGAAGAGUACCGUAGACACCAAACAAUCUGUUCCGAGCCUUCUACCGUCACUUGACGACAAAACUCAACAUAUGUUUACUGUCACAGAUGCUCAAGAAGAGGACAAUAACGAACCCAUACAGUAUUCGGUCUCACCGUCAUAUGGAAGAACCUUCAUUUACGAGGGAAACAGCGAUAAGUAUCCAAGAAGAAAGCUAGUGGCGGACUUGGAUUUUGAUCAAAUAUUAAAAAAAGGUGACAAGAUCCAUGUUUCGAAUCCUCUGCCGUUGCUAAACGAAGAAAUAUCGCUCGAAUCCAUUAAUGUACAACCGAAAACAGAUAAUCUGGCACAAGAAACAACCCACGUGAAACAAAAUAGCUCACCGAAAGGUGAUUCAAAACAGAACCACACCCAAGUAACACAACGAGAAAGCAGUACAAAAAUAUCUAACAAGAAUACAUCUGAGCAGGCUAAGAUGGAAUCCAAGAGAAGAAAAAGUGAGAAAAAGAAGGAUGCCUUAAAAGACUCUAGUAAGACUGCAAAAAAUGCUAAAAAAACAUCAAAAAAUAGUGAACAACAAGAAUUGAUGAAGAAGACGGUUAAAUCGAUUAAUUUCGAAGAUUUAUUUAACAAGCAUUGA